GUGAUGUAUAUUGAUUUACCACUCUUUUCUAUUCCCCAAUUAGGUGAUCGGUCGUGCUCAUGAAGUCGGCUAGCUGGCGCUCUUUACGAGCAUGUUGUGAGCACAAUAAAUGUCAAUUUCCUACUCACUGAAGAGAGAAAACACGAAAGUGGAAGGAGGGGAUACCUUCCGCAGGACACCGAUGGGCUCACCAGAGGUUCAUCUGAAGGACUCUUCGUAUUUCAUCCGAGGAGAACAGCAUGAAACUGUCGGCACCCCGCCACUUCCAGCGUCUCGAAAUAUCCAUUUUCCGCCAUUCCCUUCUUUUGUAAUCGUGCCACAUGCACUUAUUCCACCCAUUAGAUUGCAAUUUCAAUCAAUAAUGUUGGCCAUUUUAUGGUGCUGUUGUAGACCAUAUGAAUACAAGUCACACAGACUGUGCUAACACGGACUAUACGGAGAUAUAACCAUGAAGUAAAAGAAUUUGUAGAUGCCUUGCGAUUUGUUUCUCCACCAAGAUGUUGUUGUCCAGCGUCUUGUCAAUAGGAGACUUGCCUCCAUCUCCGAGAAUGGACUCCACUUUCCGAUGUAAUCAGCUUUGUCCACUAUUGCCACACCCGUGCCUUUACCCAGCUGCAGAAAAAUUACGUCCUUCAAUAUCUGCAGAUCCUUGCUUGCCCACAAACAACUGAGACAUUACUUAAAUUGCCUUGGACCUG
Dicrocoelium dendriticum is the source of this 698-nucleotide messenger RNA. Lineage: Eukaryota; Metazoa; Platyhelminthes; Trematoda; Plagiorchiida; Dicrocoeliidae. The record is from the annotation of a GenBank genome assembly.